Molecule: messenger RNA, 2754 nt
Organism: Symbiodinium natans
Lineage: Eukaryota; Dinophyceae; Suessiales; Symbiodiniaceae
Source: the annotation of a GenBank genome assembly
AUGGCUUUUUGUAUCGGACCUUUUUGCGGCAAGUUCCGCGACGAGUUGGGAGGUGAUACAGACAGCGAGGAAGAUGAGGAUGGAAGUAGCAUGCGGGCAAAGUCCAAAAGGACAGCGAAGAGGCGGAGGCCAAAGAAGGAAAGGAAUGUUGCCUCUGCAGCCAUGAUGUGGGCCCCUUACCUGAGCGAAGUGCGGGUUCUUGUGAAGGGUCCAGGUCAGGUGGGCGAAGGGGAGAUGAAAGCUGUCACGCAGUUGAAAACUCCGUAUAACCAGAGCAUUUCCGACAACAUGCUUGCGCGAAUAAAUCAGCUGCAGCAAGUCGAAAUCAUCGAGAUUGCCAAAUGCAACCUCGAUCGCAUUCCGCCCUCCCUCGAGCAGGUGGAGGGCCUCAUGACGUUGUGCCUUUCGUACAACAACAUUCGCAAGUUUUCGAACGAACUGGGCCGAUGCGACUGCUUGGAGAGAGUUGUCUUGGAUUGGAACCAGAUCAGUGAAAUUGAGCCUGGAAUCUUCUCCGAGAGCAACUUUCCAAAGUUGGAGGUCAUCAACUUGUCUCACAAUCGUCUUGCCUUUCUUCCGUCGGAUUUUCCCAAGGCUGCAUCGCAAAACGUCACUGGCUUGCAGUAUGUGGACCUGUCCUACAACCAGCUCACUUCAGUUCCGGCAGCUCUUAUGCAAUGCAGGUCGCUAAAGGAGCUGAACCUUUCUCACAACAAAAUGAGGAUGCUUCCGGAGGAGUAUGGGUUGAAUAAGCUGAAAAAGCUCUUUCUGUCCUUCAAUGAGCUGUCUGCUCUUCCGACGAACAUCGGCACGAGCAAGGAGCUGGAGAAGCUGCGCAUCACUUCGAACCAGAUCAAGAAGCUGCCAUACUCCAUCCUCAAGCUUUGGAAGAAGGAGGGUGGAAAGCUGGAGGAGCUUUUGGUGGACCGAAAUCCGCUGCAAGUACCCAGCAUCACAGCCUUUGAGAUGGAAGCGGGAAUGGGCGGAAUGGACAGAGCGUUCCAUCUGCUACAGGAGAGCAAGCUGGAGCAAGAACUGGCGGAGCAGAAGCAGUUGGUGACCGAUCAGCUAACAAGCGCCCAGCAGGUUGCUGCUUUACCAGCGCCUGCUGCGCCUGUUGAACGCAAGGUUGAAUCGACCCCGUCUGAAUAUGUUGACGAGCAUCUCGAUGCGUGGUACUUUGGACACUGUGUAGGUGAAGAGGCGAAGAUCCGAGAUAUUCGAGAUGCUGAACAGAGCUUUCUUGUAAAGAAGAGGCACACGUACUUGGCGAUGCAAAGAAAGAUUGCAGAGAGCCAGCAGGAGGCAAGCAAAGAUGGCAAGACACAACUCACCGAGCAGACAAAGGCUUUUUUGGAUGAGAAGAGCUAUCAGAACUACCGCGGCCGUAUUCAUGAGCAGGAUAUUGAUCUGUUCUUCAUCCUCUUUGUUUUUGCAGCAAAGCCGAUGUACAAGUCGGCGCAGACUUGGUUCGACAAAUUUGAGAUUGGUGACAAGGGCUUUAUGUCAAAGCAGGAGUGGUAUGAGUUGUGUUUGAACUCGCCCUUGGAUGUGCGGCAGAAGAUGAUGGACGAUCUCUGGAAUGUCCUGUUCGACAGCUCUGUGAGUUCUCAUGGCUUGACAGAGCCGUUCUUCAUCGCUGCUUGCCAGAUCCACGACCUUGAGGCACGCGACCCUUACAUUGAGCGCAUGGCUGAUGCACUUUGCCUGGAUUACUACGACAACACCAUCUCUGAGAUUGAGGCGAAGCUGGCGCCCAGUCGUAUGGAGUUCGGAGUCGGGGGAGGCGAUGGCGAGAACACCAAAAGCAGGUCGGAUGCUUUGUCGAACGCCUUGGAAGAUCCGACUGGACUCAAGAGCGCCAAUCAAUCAGCUGCAAAGCUGCACACGGGUAGCACGUAUGCUGCCAACGAAGUGCACUCAUUGAAAGACAUCUUGAAGAAGGUCAGCCUCACAGACUACGACAUCCAGCAAGUCAGCCAUCUGGAUGGCAUUGAGGAAGGCAGCGAUGCCGAGUCGGAGAAGUCGCGCGACUCCGCCGAGUUGUCCGACGAUGAGAAUUCCGAGAUGUCUGAAUUUGAUGCCCAGGCCUUUUUGCAGGAGGAGGAGCAAGCCAACCUGAAGUCCAGCGGCAAAACGCACCAGCGCUUCGCCAUCGGCAGUGAUGCAUCCCUGAAACAACUCAUGGAGGCUCCGCUGCAGGAGAUUUUCCGAGGUAGACGUGAUGCCAUGCGCGCGACAGAGGUGGCGGGUCCAUACAAGCGCCAGGUGAUCAUCAAACCUCAGCGCAACCGCAGGCAGCACUCGGACGAACUUGCCGUGCGGCGAGCCUUGCGUGAUGUCUACCGGAGCAUGCCGUUCCUGGACUUCUCGGCGUUCAUCAGCUUCUUGCUUCGAACGCUUCACAGCAUCAAGGAAGACAAGAACGACCGCUCAAGAGGUCUAAGCUGCUCAUGGCAUGAUGAUGAUCCUUCGUUCCGACAUGCAGUCGGAGCGGCAGGUCUGAACAAGUACACGUGCCGUCUUCUGGAGAUCAUGGGUUUUGUUCACCUCAACAACAUCUGCUGGAUCUGGCCAACAGUUCACCUGAAAUCUGCCAAGCAUGGAAAGUGCUGGGGCCAUCUGCAAGUGCCUCUGGACUGCCCUGGCUUGGUGAAGGCUCGGCUGGAGCGUAUGAUCCAGAUCCUGACGCAAUGCCUUGUUGCCAUCAAUAACAAGGGGCCGGCCUUUACAGGCUACUUCGAAACCGACUAG